GGUGCACAACUACAGAGCUCAGGACACUGCACACCAAACGAGGGCUCACUCUCUCUCCACCUGCUCUGUUCCACCUCCUGGUGUCAGAAGGCAGCAAAAAUGAAAAGCCUUUACUUUGUGGCUGGAUUGCUUGUAAUGCUGGCACAAGGCAGCUGGCAACGUUCCCUUCAGAACACAGAGGAGAAAUCCAGUUCAUUCCCAGCUCCCCAGACCGACCCACUAGGCGAUCCGGAUCAGAUGAGUGAAGACAAGCGCCACUCACAGGGCACAUUCACCAGUGACUACAGCAAGUACCUGGACUCCAGGCGUGCCCAGGAUUUCGUGCAGUGGCUGAUGAAUACCAAGAGAAACAAGAAUAACAUUGCCAAACGUCAUGAUGAAUUUGAGAGACAUGCUGAAGGGACCUUUACCAGUGAUGUAAGUUCUUAUUUGGAAGGCCAAGCUGCCAAGGAAUUCAUUGCUUGGCUGGUGAAAGGCCGAGGAAGGCGAGAUUUCCCAGAAGAAGUCAACAUCGUUGAAGAACUCCGCCGCAGACACGCGGAUGGCUCUUUCUCUGAUGAGAUGAACACCGUUCUCGAUAGUCUUGCUACCCGAGACUUUAUAAACUGGUUGCUUCAGACGAAAAUUACUGACAGGAAGUAAGUGUGUCAUUCAUUACUCAAGAUCAUCUUCACAAUAUCACCUGCCAGCCAUGUGGGAUGUUUAAAAUUUUAAGUUCUGUAAAUUUAACAGCUGUAUUCUAAAGCCAUAUUGCUUGCAUGCAAAUAAAUAAAUUUUCUUUUAAUAUUGUAUAACCAAAAGAUUAUAAAUUGAAUACACCAUUGUCAAAAUAGUGCUAAAAUAUCAGCUUUAAAAUAUAAUUCAGAAUUCUAUUUCUUUUCUUCUGCUAAUCUGCUUAGCAAUGAAAUUAUUUCUCUGUGAUAUAAUUUGUAUAUAUAAAUUACUCCAAUCACAACAUAUUUGCAUUCUAAUAAGAUAAGGGGGAGGACUGGUAGCCACAGUUGUGAGAUGGGAAAGAGAAUUUUCUUCUUGAAACUUUUGUCAUAAAAAUGCUCAGCUUUCAGUAUAUAAAAGAUAAACUAAAUAAAAAUUUCAAGCUUCUUCAUCAA
Capra hircus (goat) is the source of this 1109-nucleotide messenger RNA. It is a transcript of the gene GCG, whose product is annotated as glucagon. Gene Ontology annotation, cellular component: extracellular region. Gene Ontology annotation, molecular function: hormone activity; glucagon receptor binding. Gene Ontology annotation, biological process: adenylate cyclase-modulating G protein-coupled receptor signaling pathway; positive regulation of insulin secretion involved in cellular response to glucose stimulus; negative regulation of apoptotic process. The record is from RefSeq and is a predicted model, not a curated record. Lineage: Eukaryota; Metazoa; Chordata; Mammalia; Artiodactyla; Bovidae. The coding region runs from base 100 to 642 and encodes 180 amino acids. The transcript has 6 exons.